Alternaria novae-zelandiae is the source of this 858-nucleotide messenger RNA. RefSeq lists its product as uncharacterized. NCBI's taxonomy places the organism in Eukaryota, Fungi, Ascomycota, Dothideomycetes, Pleosporales, Pleosporaceae. The transcript has 3 exons. The record is from RefSeq and is a predicted model, not a curated record. Bases 1 to 858 code for a protein of 285 amino acids.
AUGGCCGCUUCCUACACAGAUACGAAGGACUACUACCUGGAGGAGGACCUCAAGGACUACGUCUUUUCUGAUGCCUCUAAACGCAUGCUUGUCGCCGAAGACUCUAACACAGGCAACGAGGUCUGGAUGGCUGUUCACAUCAACAAGAUGCCAACAAAGCAUAAGUUCAAAUUGAAGCCAUCCUAUUACAACUCUCCGAACAAGGACAAGCAGCCCAACGUAGUCGAGGCAAAGGAAAUCAACAAGGACCAUUUGUUCGACGGACUGCCGAGAAACAAAUGGAUCAACAAACCGCAGUUCAAGAGCAUCAAGAGCAUUAAGAGCACCAAGAGCAUUAAGAGCACCAAGAGCAUUAAGAGCACCAAGAGCAUCAAGCACACCGAGGGCAAAACCGUCAACGAGCAACAGCCCAACGUCAAGACCAUCGACCUGCAAGGGACGUUCUUCGCCUUCGAAAAGAACUUGUCCGCAGGCGAGUACAAGCUCAUCGGAGCCGAGAUGGCCAACACACUCAGCCUCAAGACCGCACCUCCAACACGUGUGCUCUCAGAGAUGAGGGACUUUGCGAGACUCACCGGAUACAGUGUUUGCUAUGCGCCUUCCUGGGGUCAGUGGUUGGAGGAUACGCGACAAGAGCUUCCCGAGCCAGCUGCUGUUGAUGCCAAGGCAACGAACAAGGAAGAAGAUGAGGCAAGGGAGCCCAUGGAUCUAGUGUCCAUUGCCGAUUCCUUUGCCGAUAUCCCGAGCGGCUUUCGACUAAGGCUCCUGGACCCCAUGCCCGCUGACAUGAUCGCGGGCAUCGAAAAGGUGACAGCAUAUUUUGAGAUGAGAGCGAAAGAACUUGCAGCCGGUGCUUGA